Molecule: messenger RNA, 1788 nt
Organism: Tremella mesenterica DSM 1558
Lineage: Eukaryota; Fungi; Basidiomycota; Tremellomycetes; Tremellales; Tremellaceae
Exons: 5
Coding region: 1-1788 (595 amino acids)
Biological process (GO): ribosomal small subunit biogenesis; ribosomal small subunit export from nucleus
Cellular component (GO): nucleus; preribosome, small subunit precursor; cytosol
Source: RefSeq, a predicted model, not a curated record
AUGGCUUCCAAAAGCAUAUUCCGACAACCAGGAGCGCAACACUUUCAGCUCGUCCACAGAUCCCUAAGAGAUCCCCUCAUCGAUGACCCCGAUGCUCCUCAGCGAGUCCUCAAAGCAGUUGACAGACCCAAUGAGAAGAAGUCCACUUACACCCUCGCGGACCUCGAAACGACACUGGACAAGAAACAAGUUCGAGACAAUGAAGGUGAAGCAGCGUUAUACGGUAUCACAUACGAUGAUUCCUCUUACGACUAUAUGGCUCAUCUUCGACCUAUCGGUGCUCCUGGUGCAUCCGAAGUCGUUCUCAUCCCUGGUCCAAGAGGGUCUGGAGUUGCAAAGGGGAUGAAAACUCAAGCUCGUGGAAAAGGUAAAGGUAAAGAUGAUGAGCUCUUUGAUCUUCUUCCACCAGAGGUUCUGCCCGGUCCCGACAGUAAGACCAUGCAGGAAGUAUGGGCCAGUCAAGAAGCUGUACCUCCUGAAUUACAAGGGUUACAACCUGAUAUGGACCCUCAUCUUAGACAGGUGCUCGAAGCAUUGGAGGACGACGCUUUUGUGGAUGAUGAAGGGGACGGGGAAUGGUUUGAGGAGUUGGUAAAAGGUGGAGAAGCGAAAGAUGGACGAAGAGCUGAGUACGAGUUUGUAGAAUGGGGUGCUGAGAAGGAUGAAAAGAGGGCAGAUAAACGGGAAGAGAAAGGUGGCGGAGAAGGUACUUGGGAGAAUAUGAUGAAAGCUUUCAAGUCUGAGAGGAAGCCAAGUGGGUCGGAUGAGGAAGAGAGUGAAAUGGCAGAUACGGUAGGUUCGUUGGCUUCCAAUAUGAAGGAUAUGAUGGUUCUUGGAGGAAAAAAGAGAAGAGGGAAGAGAGGUCCUUCUGAUGCAACUGGGAUGAGUAUGAGUUCUUCGAGUAUGUGGAGGAAUGAAGGGUUGAGGACGUUGGACGAGCAGUUCGAUCAGCUUGGGAAACAAUAUGAACUCGACGAAGAAGAUUUCCCCGAUGACGUAUCCGUAGCAGCAUCAACAAUGACCAGUAUGACUGGUCUCUCAACUUCAUCCCGUCUUUCACUCCUCUCUCACGCUUCCCGCGCUCCACCUCCACCUCCUGAAUUGACAAGGGAUGACUUCGAAGCUAUAAUGGAUGAUUUCCUUGAUAAUUAUGAAAUCCUUGGAUCGCACAUGCGUCCUUCCCUUGGAUCUACUUCUUUGACCGGUCCUGAGAAAUUACGAGUUUUGAGGAAUGCCAUUGAUUCUGAUGAGGGAGUGGGGAAAGAAGAGAAUAGAAGGAGGAUCAUGGAGUUGGAAAGGAUCACUAGGGAGUAUCAGAAAGAAGAUAGGGAUAAAUUACCUAUGAGGGAGAUAGUGGGUAAGGAUAGAGAUCAGUGGGAUGCUCAGACAAUCAUCUCAACAUAUACAAACACGGAGAAUCAUCCCGCAGUCAUACGAACCAAACGACCCUCCGAGAUGAAAAAAGCUGCAGCUAUCAAUUUUUCUUCCCAAGACUCCCACCCUCGGGCAGACCAUCAAGAAGAUGAUGAAUCGGAUUCAGGUAGUGAAACGGAACGUGAAACACCUACAACGAUAACUCGAAUAAAAGGAGAAACGACACAAGAACGUAAAGCUAGAAAAUCAGCUGUUAAAGCUGAUAGAGCUUCAAGGAGACAAGAGAAAAGAGAACAUCGUGAAACUUUUUCGAGUGAAAGGAAAAGACAAUUGAACGCUCAUAAGAGGUUGGUAGGAGGUGGUAAAGCUGCUGAUUUGAAUAUCGUUUCGAGAGGUGUACUUUCUCUCAGCUGA